Corvus hawaiiensis (hawaiian crow) is the source of this 3145-nucleotide messenger RNA. Its product is annotated as ketosamine-3-kinase-like. The transcript is spliced from 6 exons. The record is from RefSeq and is a predicted model, not a curated record. Bases 510 to 1289 code for a protein of 259 amino acids. Lineage: Eukaryota; Metazoa; Chordata; Aves; Passeriformes; Corvidae.
AUAGUGGAAGGUGUCCCUGCCCAUAGAAGGGGGUGGGACAAGGUAUGUUUAUGGAGCACUGGGAUGAUCUCUAAGGUCCCGUCCAGCACAAACCAUUCUAUGAUUGCCUCCAGGCUUUGGAAUUUUCAGUUGAUGUCUACUGCAAAUUGUCCUUUGUGUUGUGGAUCAUUACUAAAGGGCUAGCAUUCUCUUUCUAUUUUAUUCAUUCUAUUUCCCUGCUUUUGUUUUUACCAGAUAUGUUAAAUUUCCAGUGUGCUCUUUCUACAACCCCUGCCUGACUUUUCUAGAGAAGCAUUUCUUCACGUGAUGAGUGUCAGUGAUCUCAGAGAAGGAACUCGGGAGAGUAGGUUUUCCUUGAGCUGAAAACAGGUGCAGAAAGAGGUCCCAAAUUCAGAAUGUCUUCCAAGCAAAUGCAGUUGGUAGUGGCUUGGCUUGUGCAAGUGUGAUAAGAGGCAUUUGGCUGCUACAGUUGAUUCCCACCCACGUCCUUCCCCCAUGAGGCCAGAAGAAUGUUUGAGGGAGAAAUGGCAAGUCUGGAAGCCAUCCUGAAAACACAGACGAUAAAAGUGCCUAAACCCCUCAAAGUUGUAGACCUGCCUGGGGGCAGUACUGCGUUUGUGAUGGAACACUUGGAAAUGGGGGGCUUAAACAGACAUUCAGCACUGCUUGGAACACAGCUGGCUGAUCUUCACCUUCAUAACCAGCAACUUGGAGAGAAGCUGAAGAAAGAAGGGAGCACAGUUGGUAAAGGACAAGGGCAAACAGAAGUCCAGUUUGUGGAUCAGUUUGGCUUUCAUACAGUUACCUGCUGUGGUUACCUUCCACAGGUGAAUGACUGGCAGAGUGACUGGGUGACCUUCUUUGCCAGACAAAGAAUCCAGCCCCAGAUGGACAUGGUCGAAAAGAAAUCAGGAGACAGAGAGGCAAGAGAACUUUGGGCACAGCUUCAGCUGAAGAUACCCAGUUUGUUCUGUAAUGUGGAAAUCGUUCCUGCUCUCCUGCAUGGGGAUCUCUGGGGAGGAAAUGUAGCUGAGGAUGAUUCUGGUCCGAUUAUCUUCGAUCCAGCUUCUUUCUACGGCCAUUCAGAGUACGAGCUUGCAAUAGCUGGGAUGUUUGGUGGCUUCAGCAGUUCUUUUUAUUCUGCUUACCACGGUAAAAUUCCCAAAGCUGCAGGGUUUGAGAAACGCCUAAAGCUUUAUCAGCUGUUCCACUACAUGAACCACUGGAACCAUUUUGGUUCAGGGUACAGAGGGUCUUCUUUAAACAUUAUGAGAAACCUUGUGAAGUAAGUUGCUGCUUAAGCCAAAUACUUCCCAAGUUGUCUGGAGAGCCCCAUAUUUGGUGGUGCAGCUGCAGGAGUAGUGAUGUUACAAACAACCUGUGAUACCCUUGAACUUGUUAAAGACCUAGAGCCAGUGACUCCUGCUGAAUACCAAGUGUAACAUAGUCAUCCCUUUUUAGGAUAGCUGGGGAUAACUCCAUGAGGGAAAAAAAUAAGGAAGGAGUUUAUUCAUUUGCACAGUUGAAUAAAGGUCUCAGUGUCCAGAAAGCAUAUGAGACUGUGCAGGGUAAUACAAAUAAACACCGAGGAGAUGGCUAAAAGAAGUUGCUCCUUGCAUUUUGCUGUGUCUUCCUCCCUCUUUCAGCUCUUCGUGUCCAAUUGUGUGCAUGAGAGCAAUGUUAACAGCAGAGCUUGAAAGUCGACAGGAAAAUUAUAUAACAGGAACUGUGAGAAGGGGUUUGGACUUGCUAUUCAUCUUCACAGAAUGAGAGUGGGUGAGGUUGGGAGUGAUCACAGAAUGUCAUCUAGUCCAACCUCCCUCCCUAAGCAGAUUAUUCAGGAUUGGGUCCAGAGGCUUUUAAAGACCUCCAGUGUUUUGUUGGUUUGGAUGCAGACUGUUGGUGCCUGCUGCAUUGCUGGUAGGCUGUUCAGUGCUUUCUGGUCAGUGAGCUUUUAUCCACAGCAGUUUUACUUACACCAUUACUAGUUCUCUUCCUUUUUUGGAUUAUGCUUUUGCCCAACAGUGUGCAUUCUUAGAGAACUUCCCAGGUACACUUUGCAUGUACACCCCGUGGAGGUGUGUUCUUUAAUGAAAUAAAACCUAUGCAUGCUUCACUAAAGUCACUCAAAAUUCACCUAAUCAUGAAAUGACAUCAGCUGGAACUUUGUCUUUACACACUCUCCAAGAAAACAAUAAAAAUGUAACUUAGAAGGGGAAGGAGGUCAGGGUAGACUACUGGGAUGGCUGACAAGGCUGUACCCCUGUGCUUCCCCAUGGGAAUACCUGUCAGAUAACUUUAUUCCAAGGGGAUACUACUGCUUGUGCUUUCUGAUACUGGUGUGUUUAUCAAUAGUUUAUCAACCUUAUUGUGGCACAAGGAUCAGUAAACCACACUGUUUGUGCCUCUGGGAUUGGGAAUGUGACUGGUGUCAAGGCUGCACCAUUUGUGCAUCCAUGCUUGUGAGAGUUCUGAUGCAGACUUAGAGUGCUGCACUGUUCACUCUAGAAUGUUCUCUGUGAAGGUCUCCCAGGGUCUCAGACACACUAGGAAGGGGACUAUGUUGACACCUCUGGGCCCAGUAUAUCUGUGGAUAGCCUGGAAAGCAAGGGGGUCUUCCUGUCCUAAAUUUUCAUGACAGUCACCACGAAGUGCAUGUCAUAGGUCUUGUGGUAAGAGAUGUGAAACCAAAGGAGGUAAAUGCAUCAUUCAGAGGACAGCACCUCACCAGUGUCAGAAGUCCUUGAUGAUAGUUCCACAGACUAUGGCUUUUGCCUGCAAGGUGUUCGUACUGAAACUGUUCUCUUUUUGAUGUAGGCUGGUAGUGGUGCUUCUGUGCAAGCCUACCAGGUAGGUGAGAGAGAUGCACGAUACCUAACAUGCACUUUGAGUGUUGGGAAAUGACUUUUAUUAACUAAAACUGCUUUUCACUGCAUAUUGGAAGAUUUCUGAGGGUUUUCAAGUUGCUAGUUUGGCAGUUACUUACACAAAUUGGAAACAAGUUUGGAGAAUACUGUUAUUUGCUACAACUCUCCUUCUACUACUUUUCUUACUGGCUGGUUGACUUUUGCUGCAAAAUACCUGCUUGGUAUAUAAAUAGGUUUUACAUUUACCAUGUUGCUUGAAUAAAAAGUUUCCCAGUUGA